ACUCGUUUGAAAUAAACGACCAUUUUUGAUUGGUUUUUUGAUCUAUUUGGUUGAAAGAAUUGAAAUUAUGGCGCGUAGCGGUGGAAACACUAACGAAAUGCCAAGUGAAAAUAAAUUGGACGUUUUGUACCGAAUGCUACAAAAUCCUAAGACGUCACCAGCCUCCAUAGCUUAUCAUUUUUCGGAAAUAUGGAACAGCAGAUAUGAAGUGUGGGCAGACCUUGCCAUUAGAGAGUUGAAACAUUUCCUCAAUGGGUCAGCUUUACCCGUCAAGAGGAACCAUUCAAUAGCGAACAAUUCAGGAGAGGACGAAGCUGUAUAUACAACUUUAACGGAUGCCUAUGUAGCCGACAGUACGGGCUAUCGUUUUCCUUCUCCAGUUGACCGUCUAGCUCAUUCUCUAGGUCUAACUCAAAGCCAUUUUUUAAAUGUUCCCUUUCCUCCGGCUUUGAUUCAGAGUCGAAACGAGCUUAUAGACCUUUCCAAUACUUCUGCUGAAGAAACAGCUUCAAUUUCACUUAUAGGAGGUAGACUAUACAGCACGGAGGCGUGUAAAGUGCUGAGUCAAACUAUUUCAUUUUUCGAGGAUAGGGAAAAGGAUAGAAUGCUGCUGAAUAGGAAUAAUUGUCGUAAUUAUAUACCUUAAAAAGAAAAAUAGGCUGAUGGAACGUUAAAAGUUUUUUUUUUGUUCUGUUAUGUCUAUUGUAACGACGAUAGUUGAAAAAAAAAUCUGAUUAGCUGAAUUGUGAAUUUGUUUUUUUUUCUUAAAAAGAAUAAAACAAGAAGGAAACACAAAGCUUUUAAAAA
Dimorphilus gyrociliatus is the source of this 807-nucleotide messenger RNA. Lineage: Eukaryota; Metazoa; Annelida; Polychaeta; Dinophilidae. The record is from the annotation of a GenBank genome assembly.